Molecule: messenger RNA, 777 nt
Organism: Neoarthrinium moseri
Lineage: Eukaryota; Fungi; Ascomycota; Sordariomycetes; Amphisphaeriales; Apiosporaceae
Exons: 2
Coding region: 1-777 (258 amino acids)
Source: RefSeq, a predicted model, not a curated record
AUGUUGCCUCGAAGUGUGCUCGUCUUCCUCUCGACUCUUGCCGUUGCUUCUGCUGGCCCUUUGAGGAAGAGAUGCAGUUCUGUACAGCCGUCAGCUACCGCCCCGCCGCCUGUAGCGACGUCUCCUGCCGAGGAGGCAGCCUCCCCUACACUGCCUCUCACUGGUGCAGCGACUGAACUCCCUGCCGCCAACGGCACGCUCAAGGCUAUUGUUGUAGGACAUGGCAUUCAGAACUACACGUGUAGCGCAGCGGGUGCCAACGCCACGUCCGGGGGUGCCGUAGCCGUGCUCUACGACAUCACGUCGCUCUACACAACCCUCACAGAGGAACAGAGGGCGAAGCUUCCCGUCGAUCUGCUUCACAACACCGAGCUGCCCCUCAACCUCGCGCCCACCAGCAACAACAAGUAUGCCGCUGAUGUGGCCAACCCCUACAAGCCCGAUGCGGACGUGCAGCUCGACGGUCUCUCCGCGCCGCUCAAGGUCCUCGGCCGUCACUACUUCGACGCCUCUGGGACCCCCACCUUUGAUGUGUACGGCGCUGGCGUCCUGUUCAAGGGCGCCAAGCUCCACAACGUCAAGGCACCGUCGACUGCGGAUGCGGGUAUCAUGAACACGGGCGCCGUCGACUGGCUCCAGCUCAACGACAAGGGCUUCUCGGUCGGGCUGACCGAGACGUACCGUGUCGUCACCGCUGGCGGAAACCCCCUGGCCUGCACCGAGGCCCAGCAGUCCUUCAGCGUCCCGUACGCCUCCCAGUACUGGUUCUACGAUUAA